AUGUUGGCGCCUCCUCCUGAAUCAAGCCCAAGCCUCACACCAGCGCCAGAAGGGGGGUGCAGGAGCCUGGUGCGGACCAGGGUAAAGGAGCUGGUGGAGCCACUGAUGACCAGGACCAAGGAGAGUUGGCAGUGGUUUGGGGGUCCAAGCACUCUCCGGGGCUUUGUGCAGACCUACUAUGAAGACCACCUGCAGGACGUGGGUCCCCGCACGCAGGCCUGGCUGGCCAGCUCCAAGGACAGCCUGCUGGAUAGAACCCGCAGCCUGUGCCCCCCACUCCUGGGGGGGGGGGCCCUAGCUGAAUCACUCGCCUAG
This is a messenger RNA of Perognathus longimembris pacificus (Pacific pocket mouse), 315 nucleotides long. Its product is annotated as apolipoprotein C-IV-like. The transcript has 2 exons. The record is from RefSeq and is a predicted model, not a curated record. The coding region runs from base 1 to 315 and encodes 104 amino acids. Gene Ontology annotation, biological process: triglyceride homeostasis; positive regulation of triglyceride storage. Lineage: Eukaryota; Metazoa; Chordata; Mammalia; Rodentia; Heteromyidae. Gene Ontology annotation, cellular component: high-density lipoprotein particle; very-low-density lipoprotein particle.